CCGAGUAAGCAGGAGGGCGACCGACCGAUUAAGCUUUCCAGUUUGUGUUCCGACCUAACAGCAGCUGGUGCGUUUUGUGCUGCCGGGUCGCAGUCGCCGCUCGUUUCACUGCAAUCGUUUGAUCACAUAUUAUGACAUCGUCAAUAUCAUGACGUUAAUCGUUAACUGCUUCAAAUAAAGAACGAAUUUUAUGCUAGGCUGUGUUUAUUGUGUUGUGCAUAAAGACAAAGUGCGUAUACAAUUUUAAUACACCGAAGACGCUGGUAAACUAACUGUUAAGUUUAAAAAGACAAGGCAUUAAUUCAAGAUGGCCGUCUUCGGUAUGGCAUCCGCGGUGGCGGGCUUCAUCAAAGUCCGCUACCUUAUCGACAAGGCUGUGAUUGACAACAUGGUAUUUAGAAUGCAUUAUCGCAUCACAUCAGCCAUGUUGUUCCUGUGCUGCAUACUCGUCACAGCCAAUAACCUAAUAGGUGAUCCAAUUAGCUGCAUCAAUGACAGCGCUAUACCUGGCCACGUUCUCAACACAUACUGCUGGGUGACGUAUACCUUCACGCUACCCGACUCCGAUUCAAGAAAAGUAGCCCACCCAGGUCUGGGCAACGACUUCGAACAGGACAAGCGCAUACACUCCUAUUACCAAUGGGUCCCGUUCAUGUUAUUCUUUCAGGGUGUUUUGUUUUACACUCCCCAUUGGAUCUGGAAGAACUGGGAGGAAGGCAAGGUCCGUAUGAUCUCAGAUGGUAUGCGAGGAACAGUAGCCAACAUUGCCGAUGACAAAAACACCCGCCAGAACCGUCUGGUGCAGUAUUUAAUGGAUACCCUGCACAUGCACAACGCUUACUCUUUUGGAUAUUUCUUUUGUGAAAUAUUGAACUUCGUCAAUGUGGUCGGCAAUAUAUUUUUCGUGGACACAUUCCUUGGCGGAGCAUUCUUGACUUACGGUACUGAUGUCGUCAAGUUUUCUAACAAGAACCAGGAAGAUCGCACUGACCCUAUGAUCGAAAUAUUCCCCAGAGUAACUAAAUGCACAUUCCACAAAUAUGGUGCUUCCGGAACAAUUCAGAAACACGACGCCCUCUGCGUUCUAGCAUUGAACAUCCUCAACGAGAAAAUAUUCAUCUUCCUGUGGUUCUGGUUCAUAAUUUUAUCGGUGGUGUCCGGUUUAGUUCUUCUAUAUUCGGCAGCCAUGAUAUUCAUGCCGAGGACUCGUGAGACAAUUCUGAAGCGACGAUUCCGUUUUGGCACACCAAAGGGCGUGGAAGCUCUUGUUAGAAAGACCCAGAUUGGAGACUUCUUACUCCUACACCUACUCGGCCAGAAUAUGUCUCUACGAGUAUUCGGGGAGGUCUUAGAUGAAUUGUCGAGACGGCUCCACCUCGGCUCGAAUGCACCAUCAGCACCAUCCACCCUUGAAAUGGCGCCGAUAUAUCCGGACAUCGGUAAAUUCUCCAAGGAAACCGAAACGUAAGCGCAGUAUGAAGUCUGGGAGUGCAGGUGGGCACAGUAGCUAUGUCUGUUAAUGAAUGUAUUUUUAUAACAAGUGAUAUUAUGUCAUGUGUUGACAAAACGUGGCUAUAAAUAUGAUAUGCCGAAUAAACGAACUGGUUGACAAGUUUUGAUUACGAAAGAAAGGAAUAGGUUAAGGAUGUGCCCAUACCUUGGUAGGGACUACAACAUAUAGACACAGCAAAUAUUUGAUCUAUUAAUUAAAGAGAAGUAAUUUGAAAUGUAUUCUACGACACAAUGAAAUCUCAAAA
Messenger RNA from Achroia grisella, 1757 nucleotides. RefSeq names its product innexin inx3 (gene Inx3). Gene Ontology annotation, biological process: phototransduction. Gene Ontology annotation, molecular function: gap junction channel activity. The transcript is spliced from 9 exons. Lineage: Eukaryota; Metazoa; Arthropoda; Insecta; Lepidoptera; Pyralidae. The record is from RefSeq and is a predicted model, not a curated record. Gene Ontology annotation, cellular component: plasma membrane; gap junction. The coding region runs from base 308 to 1468 and encodes 386 amino acids.